Melanaphis sacchari is the source of this 1734-nucleotide messenger RNA. RefSeq names its product dynein regulatory complex subunit 3-like. Bases 114 to 1658 code for a protein of 514 amino acids. Gene Ontology annotation, molecular function: protein binding. The transcript is spliced from 10 exons. NCBI's taxonomy places the organism in Eukaryota, Metazoa, Arthropoda, Insecta, Hemiptera, Aphididae. The record is from RefSeq and is a predicted model, not a curated record.
UAAAACACUUUGCAAGCCUGCAAAAUAUAUAUUUUAAGAAUAAAGUUUAUAUCGUCAUUGCUGUCGCGCAUUUGAGAUUAUUCUGAUAUAAGUUCAAAGUUUUUAAAUUCGAUAUGGAAUUCACGGUAAUCAACACUGCCGUCAUACGAUCUGGCCGAGAUGACGGUUAUCAUAAUGAUUUGGAUGCUACGCAGACAUUCGAACACUUGGGAUGUCUUGAUCUCAGUUGUUCAAAUAUACUGCAUAUGGCCAAUUUUUGUUUGAUAUCAUCAUCCAAUCUUACAUCGUUAAAAUUACCAGUCAAUCGUAUUGAAAAAAUUUGCAAUCUCGAUUCCUUUACUAAUCUUAUUGAAUUGGACCUGUCUCAUAAUCAUAUCAAACAAAUCGAAAAUCUACAGGGAUUAGUUAAGUUGCAGCGUUUGAUUUUAAAUCACAAUCCAUUGACAAAAAUUCAAAAUUUGGAUACACAACGCGAUUGCUUAGAAAUGCUAGACAUAGGAUAUUGCAAAAUAACUGAUUAUAAAUUUACUUUAUACCUAAAAAAAUUUACAAACCUCAUAUCGCUUGUAGUAGAAGGUAACCCGUGCCAAAUAGAACCGAUUGACUCGGAACGAACAUUCAUACUUUCGAUUGUACAAUCGUUACUGGUAUACAAUAAUAAAACUAUUACAGUUGAAGAAAGAAAAAAAACUCUAGACGUCCACAGUCAACUGAUUACUAUGCUCGAAAAAAACGACAGAAAAUGGAAACGAAUGUCAGUGGACGAACAACUGCGACUAGAACGGAUGGUAGACAGAAAGGACGCGUUUUUAGAUAGGAUCCCGGAAGGCGAAGACGUCGAUUUCAAUAUGAGCGUAUUUCACAACACAACUGUAGAACAAGUUUUGAAGGAAAACGGUCGUUACGGGAUUCAUAACGUUUACAGAACAUACGCAGACGACUUUAGACGAGUGGUAAAUGAAAUAACGGAAGCUGCGGAGACAAGCCGCGGGAUCCGUUCUCAACUGGUCAACGAAUUUCACAGGGAGCUGCAGCAGUUGAUCAACAGCGGCGUGGACGAAAGUAGAAAGUGCGUUUCGGAGUUCGCAGAGUACAAAAAACGUGUGAAAUGCGAUUUUCCAGCAGGCAGCGACGACGGUGGGAAUUCAAAAACGAACGAUGAUAUCGCGUGCAGACGUUUUGACGAGAGGACGCAAGCGACGUGGCUCGCGCUGAUGAGCCACGAAGACAAAUUAUCCAGAAAAAUAAUGAAAAUGAUUGGUGAAUUACGGAACGUACUCGAAAAACAGAUUGUCGAAUUCAAACAGUUGGUUAAAAAACGAUUUUGUACUUUGCAAAGACAGCAAAACAUAUUCUUGCAAUUUAUUUUAGAGUAUGCUGUAUCUUCUGUGCAAAGCGAUGACAUAAAUAAUAGAAUUAGUAAAGUGUCACAGUUUACAAACGAUAUUUCUCAAUGUAUGGAAUCGCAAGCUUCGCAAGUAGAACGCGCUGAACUAUACAUAACAGAAAGUGCUUCCAAAUGGCUAGACGACAUAUUUGAAAAAUUGAACAGCGAAGAAAUCCAAAGAAAUCGUCGGAAGAUAUCAGAAAUCGCUACAUUUAUCCGUUAUCAAAACGAAAUAUCGAAACUUACAGUCUUAGCAGUUAAAAAAGUCUAAUAUGUUAGCAGUUAAAUAGUUUAUUAAUGCCUAUAUAUUAUGGUAUGAAAUUUUGAAGAUAUAGUGUAUAGUUAAU